AAGGCACCAUCAGUCUCCAGGAUCCUGGGUGUGUGCAAUCAGCUCAGCGCCUAAGAGAGAAACACCAGGAACAUCUCAACGUGAGUCCAGCUGUGCCUGUCAUCUGUCAUCUCGUUUCUUUCUCCUUCUCCAGCGGACGGCCUAAGGAUGGGACAUUCUCCGAGCUAGUUUCCGAAGAGGACACGAAUACAAGGGUUGGGACUGUGCUAUAAAACUACUUGGUUGCGCCUCCAGUCGCAUCAUUUACCUCCAGAGAAGAAACAGCAACAUAGCAGAGAUGCAGACUUUCCUGAAAGGCCGGAAAGUCGGCUAUUGGCUCAGCGAAAAGAAGAUGAAGAAACUGAAUUUUCAGGCCUUUGCUGAUUUGUGCAGGAAAAGGGGAAUAGAAGUUGUUCAGCUGGACCUCAGCCAACCUCUGGAGGACCAGGGUCCCCUGGAUGUCAUCAUCCACAAACUGACUGACCUCAUCCUGGAAGCUGACCAGAAUGAUUCUCAAGCUGUUCUUUUGGUGCAAAGAGUACAGGACUACAUUGAUGCCCAUCCUGAGACUAUCGUCCUUGACCCACUUCCAGCCAUUCGAACACUGCUGGAUCGCUGCAAGUCCUACCAGCUUGUCCACAGAAUAGAAAGCUGUAUGCAAGAUGAGAGGAUUUGCUCUCCUCCAUUCAUGGUCCUUAACACGGAGUGCACCCCAGAUGUGCUGGAGCAGAUCAAGAGGCAAGGACUCACAUUCCCCUUCAUUUGCAAAACACGAGUGGCUCAUGGCACCAACUCCCAUGAGAUGGCUAUUAUCUUCAGUGAAGAGGACCUGAAGGAUGUGAAGCCUCCGUGCGUGAUCCAGAGCUUCAUCAACCACAAUGCAGUGCUCUAUAAGGUGUUUGUGGUGGGAGACUCCUACACUGUGGUGGAGAGACCAUCCCUGAAGAACUUCCCUGCCGGACCUGCAGACAGGAAAGCCAUUUUCUUCAACAGCCACAAUGUUUCCAAACCAGAAUCGUCUUCAGAUUUAACAUCGCGAGAGAAUGUAGAGGGAGUGUCUCAGCCACCAAACGAGGAUGUCAUCAGAGAGUUGUCCAGGUCACUGCGACAGGCGCUGGGAGUGUCUCUGUUUGGCAUCGACGUGAUCAUCAACAACCAAACAGGCCAACAUGCUAUCAUUGACAUCAAUGCAUUCCCUGGUUAUGAGGGUGUCCCAGAAUUUUUCAACGAUCUGCUGAACCACAUAAGCAGUGUGCUCCAGAGCCACAACCCUGACUUUGCACCUACCACCGAGCAGUCCAAAGGCCUGCCGGUGAGCACCACAGUACCCAGCGCCGCCCCGCCGGCCCCAGGCUGCUGCAGCAGUAUGCGGGGAAAAGAGAUGCAGAGAUUGGGGUGCAACUCGGCCAUGUCCCCCAACUUCCAGCAGCACUGUGUCUCCACAAUAGCUACCAAGGCUUCCUCCCAGUGACUAAUCUCCUGUCCUACUUCGUUUGAUCCCUGACGAAAAUUAAAAAAAAGAAAAUCACAGUGGUGACAAAAAUAAUAAUAAUUAAAAUAAUCAUAGUAAUUAUGAUGUUAAUAAUAUAUCUAAUCAAAAAAUAAGCCUUUUCCUAUAUAGUUACUGAAAAUAUUGGUGAUUGGGUGUAAGCUUUCUCUCUUUCUGCCUUUUGUAUUUUUUCUUUUGUCUAAUGAGACUUUAACAGUACUGUAAUGUGAACUUUUGGGAACUUUUGCCUCAUAGCUGAUUUUUAUUUUUCUCUCUCGUGUGAGGUCUUUGUAAUGAAAGGGUCCAGAUGAGGUAGCUAAUGGGAAUGGCCUAAAUCCGGACUGGAGAAAGAUGCGCCACUCAAUGUGCAAUGUAUGACCCCUUGUAUCUCACACACAAAUAUUUACACACAGGCACAUUUACACUGCGACAAAUCAUACCAGUGAUGUGUGUUUGUAUUCUGGUCAAUACCACUGAUGAAGAAGAGAUAGCUGGGCAUUUGAACACUACUCCACAGAUCCUUGGCUGCUGUUGAAUUGCAGUCAGCAUGACGGCAGCGGCCAUCCUGGAUCUGAACAUGGAUGAUAGGAUGGUUUUAUUAGUUUGAACAAACAUGAGCUGUUUAUUUUUCUGAGUGCCAUCAAAUUUACUUUGCAGGAGGGAUGUCUGCAGAUCAAUAGGAUUUUUUUCAAAGGCUUAAAAAGGAAGAAAAGUGGAUCUCCGUAACCAUGACCAAGUUUUUUUUUUUUAAGUCGAUAAUUCUCACACCAAGUGCAGGUUUUAAGUGUUUUUCGUUUACGAAAUGGCAGAUGUUUGGUGUCCAACAAACAUCUUUUGGGUCUCAGUUUGAGUCGUUCUAGCAAAGGAGACGAGGAUCACAUUCCCCCUUUUUUUGUGUUUCUGGAUGUUUUCUGAGAAAUUCCAUGAUUUUGCAGAAUUCCAUUGGGAUCUUGUGAGAUUUCUCACCUCCCAUCAUGGGUUUGUCGUCUCCUUAAACAGAAUCUCCACUUGUCUUCACUUCUUGUAUCUCAAAUGUGAGCAAACUUAUCCUGAGGCCAACUUGAUGAAUCAACUAAUUUGGGUCUGUUGUGUAGCUUUUUUGCUUUUAAUUUAUUAAAAAAAAAAAAAAAAAAAAACAAUUAUCCACUAAAAUAUAGGUUGAAUGUGUGCAAGAACACCCUCCUAAGUUGGGUAUUUAUUUUGCAGUUGUUUAAAGAUAGUUGACUAAAUUAUACCGCUUUGUCACAUAGCACUUCCUACAAACAUGGCUUCUCUUAAUCAAACCUGAAGUCCAGUUGCUCCAUUUGCUUCAAGCUCAGUUCUUUGACCCAUGUUUUCUUCCAGCUGCUGUAUUUGUAUCACAUGUUUAAAUGUGGUGGGAGGAGUUUGAGCUGUUGUUCCCAGCAUUCACUGUGAGAUUUACUCCAAUUUGUUAAUAUCGUUGUCUUGACAUCUACUGAGAGCAAUUUUAUUUUAUUGAGAUUUUAUGGGGAAAAUGUUUUAUAUAAAUGAAAUGAAAUGAAAGCAGCAAUGUUUUUGAACAAGUGGAUAUUUACUUGAGGAACGGUAAAAUGCUGGGUCAGGCCAUGCAGGCGGCAUCAAAGGGACAGAUGAGCUCGAGGUUGCAUCUUGUGGGAUUGAGUGCCAACCUGCAGCGCAUACAGAUCAUUGCAUUCCUGUAAGUCUGCCUCUUCCUCCAUCGUCUUGUGGAGCUGCUUCUAGCUAAUGCCCUCCAUCAUUAUCCAAGGGAAAUAAUUGUCCAUUUGCUUGUUUUGUAACCAUAAAAAAUUAUAUCACUGCAGCCACCUCACCAGCAUUUCUCCAGGACAAAAAGAUAAGUUUGGAAAUUGAUCAUUUAACACUGCAUUAUGAGAUUAUUUUUACAACAUGGUUAGCACCAACUUUUAAUGUCUCAACUUUUGAGUUUUCAGAAGCAACUUAAAUUUGAAGCAGGUUGAGGGGACUGAGGGUGUUUCCUCACCUGGUGAUUGGAGGUAGUGUGUGAGGGCAUUUCAUUGGGUUGGUUGGAGAAAUUGUCCCAUUUUGUGUUCCUUACUGUUUCUACAAGGGGGUAAUAAAGUUAAUACUGCAGUUGGUUAUUUCUGCAACCCAGACUGUCAUGCUCCCCACCUCCACCUGAAUGUUCACUUCGUGGGUAUCUUGUACAGCAUGUGUAUAUGCACCUAGGCUUCCAUCUGUGCAGGUUGUUUUUUUUUUUUUUUUUUUUUUUUUUUUACCAGUUCUGUAAUAAAGAAUCCACAAUUUUGACUUUUUUUGUAAAUUAAAGGGCCAAUUCAACAGGGAA
Melanotaenia boesemani (Boeseman's rainbowfish) is the source of this 3773-nucleotide messenger RNA. RefSeq names its product inositol-tetrakisphosphate 1-kinase b (gene itpk1b). The record is from RefSeq and is a predicted model, not a curated record. Gene Ontology annotation, cellular component: cytoplasm. NCBI's taxonomy places the organism in Eukaryota, Metazoa, Chordata, Actinopteri, Atheriniformes, Melanotaeniidae. The coding region runs from base 278 to 1450 and encodes 390 amino acids. Gene Ontology annotation, biological process: inositol trisphosphate metabolic process. Gene Ontology annotation, molecular function: magnesium ion binding; inositol-1,3,4-trisphosphate 5-kinase activity; ATP binding. The transcript is spliced from 11 exons.